Messenger RNA from Suricata suricatta (meerkat), 3771 nucleotides. It is a transcript of the gene SPATA31G1, whose product is annotated as chromosome 13 C9orf131 homolog. NCBI's taxonomy places the organism in Eukaryota, Metazoa, Chordata, Mammalia, Carnivora, Herpestidae. The record is from RefSeq and is a predicted model, not a curated record. The transcript has 2 exons. The coding region runs from base 26 to 3766 and encodes 1246 amino acids.
GUAAACUGCCACUAGGCUGAAGAAAAUGGAAUGGCGGAUAGGCCUGUUUGGGGCUGAAGGGAACAUGGAGCUUCUCUGGGGCCAGUUGACCCAUGCCCUGGCCUGCAGACACUGUGGCAGCAACUGCCUCCAGAGCCCAGGGAAUCUGGUGACACUAUUCUUGUUCAUAGUUUGGCAGAUUCGGAAAUGGUGGCAGCUUGGGAGGUGGCGUCAGCUUCAACCAUGGUACUCUGGGGACAUGAUGCAAGGCAAGAGCCUACCACAUCUGUACCGUGUGCCUUUUCUUGAUCACCUGUGGAGGCAGAAGUCAGAGGAGGAAGAAGAAGAGGAGGAAGAAGAGGAGGCAUCUGUGGAUCCACUGAAACCAUGUUCUCUUCCCAAAGAAGCUCCCAUUGGAGGGCAUGCCACCCCAGCCCCAUCUCAACCAUCCUGUAGUUCUGAGGGCCUCCACAAAGCCAGAGAGACACCAAAGCAAGUACAUACACAGACCCCAAGCCCUUCCAGAACCUUCCCCACAUUUCAGGUCCUGACCAACUUGCCUGUGAGGCACAAAACAACAGGAAGCUGUCUAUAUCAGAGAAAAAGCCAGCUCUUCUGGGGUCUCCCCUCUCUGCACAGUGAGUCCUUGGAGGCCAUCUUCCUGAGCUCAGGUGGCCCCUCUCCCCUGAAGUUGUCUGUUGGUCCUUCUAUUUUCUUCAACCAGCUUGCCUUCCUGCCUUGGUCCAAUCUGCUGCCUCCCCAGUAUUGCUCCCCAACUCGGCCUCCUACUCAUGAAAUCCAUACUAGAGAAGAUCUGGAAGGGAUGGCCCUCGAUCCUCAGGAACUUACUCCUCCAUCAUCCCCUUCUGUCCCAUCACUACCCCUCCAUCUUAAGUCCUUUCCCAUGGAUCACAAGGGAGUCCUAUCUGGUGCUAAGGCAUAUCUACAGUGGCUUAUGCAGCAGAGUAAAGUCCCUUGGGUCUCUGAGGAUCAACCCCUGCACCUACAGCCUAAACUCCAAAGAACCAGAUCCUCCAAGCUCUCCCCCUUAUCUGAGGUCUGGUGGAGUGUGCCACGGGAUCCCAGCCUCCAACAACACAUUCAAGAUUCAGUCUCUGCCUCCCUGCUGUAUCCUUCUGGCUUUCUGACAGUCCUGACAAGGUGUGAGUCCCCAUGGAGGACUAUGGGGCAAAAUGAGGCCCCCAAAGCCUGUGUGCCAGCAAUGCCAGCUCCCAGCCCAACUUCAGCCUCCCUGCCAGAACUCCAAGAUGAUAGCCCUAUAGAAGGCCUGUCUGAAUCUCAGGCCCUCUGGGAAACCACAAGGCAAAGAGAGUAUCCUCAGAUCUCUGAGUCUUCAAUCCUGGACCCUUGCCAAUCUGUAGACCCCAUGACAGAGCCUCAAGGAUCUAGCCACUUGGGAGUUCCACCUGGUUAUAAGACUCAGUGGAGAACCAUAGAGCAUAAAGAGAGUCCUCAAGACUUUGAGCCUCCAGUGCUAGCUCCCUACCAACCCCCAGAUUCUCUGUCAGAAUUCCAGAAAGUCAUCCCUGAAGGAGGACUUUCUGCACCUAAGGACUUCUGGGGAAGCAUGAGUCACAGAGACAGCCUUCAGACCUCUAGGUCUCCAACGCCAUGCCCCUGCCCUCCCCUAGAUCCUCUGCCAGAACUCCAGGGAGGCAGUUCUCUAGGAGAUCCAUCCGGAUAUAAACUCCUACAGGGACAGAGUGAAAAUUCAAGACACUCUUGGGCCUUUAAGUCUCCAGUCUUCGACCUCAACCCGGAGCUCUAUGGAACUAGCCCUACAUGUGUCCUACCAAAAUCUCAGACUCCAUGGAAGGGCAGACAGAGUACAGAAAAUCUUUGGGUCUCUACAAACUCAGUUUCUUCUCCCAAUCUUCCCUCAUCCUCUCCAAGUCCCCAAGGAGUCUUGUCUGAAUCCAAAGCUAUGUGGGAGAUCAAGGAACAGAGAGAGAACCUCUGGACCUCUGAGUCCCCAACCCCUACCCACAGCCUAUCUCUACCUCUCAUUCUAGAACUCCACAGAAUCAGUUCUAGGGGAGACCUCACUAGAUCAGAAGCUGCAUGGAAAGGCAUUGAACAUUCUAGGAAUUCCUGGGCUUCUGAUCCCCCAUCUUUGACCCUCAGCUCACCUCCAGCUCUUACAAUGGAACCCCUUGGAGGUAGCCCCAUGGAGAUCCUGUUUGGUUCUGAGGCUACAUGUGGGGACACAAAAAGAAGAAAGAACUCCUGGGCCUCUGAGCUCCCAGCUCCCAGCUUACCUCAAGACCCAUGUGGAAUCAGAUCCUUGGGAGCCAGGUCUGACUCUGAGCCUAUUGUGGGGGAUAAGGAGCAGAAAGAAAUCUGUUGUGUUCCUUUGUCCCCACUGUGGGGUCCCGGCCCACCUCCAAAUUCAAUAUCAAAGUCUCCCGUAAGUGAGCUUACUGGAGAUCAAUGUACCUGUAAGCCUAAUGGGGAAGCAGUGGAGCAGAAAGACAACUGCUGGGCCACUGAGCUCCCAGCCCCAACUGCCAAAUCAGUCUCUGCUCCCUCACCAGACCCACAUAUUGACCUUGAGUUUGUGUGGAGGAAUGUGCAACCAAGAGGGAUCCCCCAGGGCUCCAUCCCUCCAGCAGUGGAUUCCCUACAGCCAAUACCCUCGCCUUCCUCCUUAGCUAAUGCUCUGAAAAUUGAGCCCAACCAGCCUGGCCUAUCCAAGAAAGAGUUCUUCCCAGGGGCUAAAGUAGAGACUCCAUCCUCCCAAGGAGACGCUGUCCCAGAGAUGCCCACCCAUGCUGGUAUCCAGGCCUGGCACUGGAGUAAAGAAUUGGAACUCAAACUGAAAAAACUACAGCAAAGCCCUGCUUCCAGAUCCCCUGACCCAAGUCAUUUAUGUGGCAGCUCCCCUGCCCUGAGCUCCACAACACCAGCUAUCUGGAGACUCUCUUCCUGCCCCCCACAGCAGAUUCAUCCCUCUUCAAACUGUCAUCCCCCAAAAGUUCAGAGCACAGUAACUCAGCCUAUCCAGGACUCCCACUGUUCUCACUUCCACUCUUCAUCCCAGCCUCAGCCACAAAGGUCUAGUGGGGCAGAACAAGGGUCUCAGAGAGUGGAAAGAACAAAGGUGAAGAUGGUGACCCAGAUCUUAUCACAAGAGCCAUGUGUUCGCAUGGAGGCUGGUGAGAAUAGCCCAGGCCUGGGCAAGCCCUCAAACCUUGAGGUCCCAGCCUCAGGCAAAAAACACAAGGCUUCAGCCCCAUCUUCAGCGAAGAAGAGAGAGAGCCCGAGGAUACCCAAAGCAGGAGACCACAGAGGAGGGGAUGUAAGAUUGGAGUCAUUCACGGUUACAGGGAAGAGCCACCCAGCCCAGGUUGGAAGAAUAAUGGGAGCCUCUUUAAGCAGACUUUCCCAAAGAUCUCAGCACAAGGACCAGAACGCGCAACGCUCUGCUUUCCCUCAGCAGCUUCACUCUAAGGCAGCAGGUCCCCAAAUUCAUCGAGGGGCAGGGCUGAGGGCUGGUGACUUCCUGACCCCUCAACACCUUAAGCACCGCCCCUGGGCCCACAUGGAAAAGCAUCUCUCCUCUCCCACACUUCAGGUUCCCUUUACCAGGGGUCUCCAAAGAAUGGUAGCCAAGUUUCUGGGUACCCAGGGCCCCUGCCCACCAAACCCAAUAAGCAAAGGAAAGGCUGAUAGCACUGGCACCCUCCGAUACCCUGAAACCUUAAGCCAAACCAGUUGUGGGGUAGGGAGAAAAAGAGAGGAAAUCCUAAUAAACUUGCUGAACUAGAUAAA